AUGCGCUAAAUUUAUGUUGUUGUUUGUGGCGGUAAGAUGGCGGCGCUCGGAGACACCUCAGCUCCGGGGUUGAACGGGUUAAUACAACAGUUCACAGCAAUAACAGGGGCAACUGAGAGUGUAGGAAAACACAUGUUGGAGGCAUGCAACAACAACCUGGAGAUGGCGGUGACAAUGUUUCUGGAUGGUGGAGGGAUUGCAGAAGAGCCCAGCACCAGCUCUAGCUCAGCAGCUUCAAGCAGCAGAGCUCCCCCUUCAGAUGAAGUGCGAGCACCCAUUCCCCAGAAGCAGGACAUAUUGGUUGAACCAGAACCCUUGUUUGGAGUGCCAAAGCGAAGGCGACCUGCCCGAUCAAUAUUUGAUGGUUUCCGAGACUUCCAGACUGAAACAAUCCGACAGGAACAGGAGCUGCGUAAUGGUGGUACGGUGGAUAAGAAACUGAGCACCCUGGCAGACCUUUUCCGUCCUCCCAUUGAGCUCAUGCACAAAGGCAGCUUUGAGACGGCGAAAGACUGCGGGCAGCUGGAGAACAAGUGGCUCAUGAUCAACAUUCAAAAUGUUCAAGACUUUGCCUGCCAGUGCCUGAACAGGGAUGUUUGGAGUAAUGAUGCUGUGAAGAACAUCAUCAGAGAGCACUUCAUAUUCUGGCAGGUAUAUCAUGACAGUGAAGAGGGACAAAGAUACAUCCAGUUCUAUAAGCUAAACAAGUUCCCUUAUAUUUCCAUCCUUGAUCCUCGUACAGGUCAGAAAAUGGUGGAGUGGAACCAGCUGGAUGUGGCGUCGUUUCUGGAGCAGGCAACUGGUUUCCUGGCAGAGCACGGACAGCUUGAUGGGCCUUCCUGCCAUGCACCCCCAGCCAAAAGAGCUCGCUCUGAGAGUCUGAUUGACGCCAGUGAAGACAGUCAGCUGGAGGCAGCGAUCCGAGCCUCCCUACAGGAAACCCACUACGAGUCCUCAAAUGCUCCCGAACCUCCCGAUUCUCCCCGAUCAGACGACGAAUCAGAUGCAGAGCCUUUCUCUGACAGCGAGGGUCCCAUCUCUGUGGAUGGCUCAGACAGCGAAACACCAGGACCCCACGAAGAGAAAAGUUCCACCAGCAAACACAACCUGCUCCUCCCAUCGACAGCGGCUCAGCAGCGUCUACACCCAGAUAGUUCCACUUCUUCUUCCUCCCACAGAAAGUCCCCACACAAAGAAAACAACCACAGUCAUAAGAAGGAGGAGAGCAAAAAGAACCACCUUGAGCCCUCAGCAUCUGGUUCUCGUCAUUCUCAAUCUGAUGCAGACUCUGGAGGGAACCACUGCCCCCCUGAAGCAGAAAGAGCCGGAUCCUCCAAAACCAGCAGCACCAAAACCUGUGAAGAAGACUGUCCUGAUGACAACGGUCCCAAAGCCAGGUUGAUGCUUCGAUACCCAGAUGGACAGAGAGAACAAAUAUCCUUGUCAUCUAAAGCAAAACUUUUGGCCCUGGUAAGACACGUCCAGUCUAAAGGCUACCCUAACGAACGCUUCGAACUCGUCACCAACUUUCCCAGGAGGAAGCUGACCCACUUGGACUAUGACAUCACUCUAGAGGAGGCGGGGCUUUGUCCACAGGAAACUGUAUUUGUGCAGGAGAGGAACUAGCCUUGUCGGACACACUCACUGUUGCUUGUCUGUAUCUCUGAUUGACCUCACCCUUUCACAGAUGAUGAUCCCAUAACCUUCUGUUCUCCUGGAAUUGGGCCCUGUUUUUCUCAUGACAGUUCUUAGUGGAUGGACUACUUUCCCCGCCACGGCACUAGUCUAAAUACUGACGUCCCUGCUGAUCCCUUUGUAGUGUCUACAAUUGGCCAGUAAGGUUUCAGGGAUGCCAGAACUCUAAUUUUCUGAAAUGAUAUAUUCAUGACUGAUGCUAGCCUCAUUUUGCUCUGAAAACUGAGGCACAUCAUGGCAGAAUAUAACAUAUAGCUUAUUUCAAGUAAAAAGAGAACAAUUAAUGUCCUACUUACUGAUGAUGAGGCAACAGGGACGCGUACAAAAAGACUUUACCGCCCAGACAGAACAAUUAAUGUCAGGAGUUAAUUUUGUAGCUCUUCUCUGUACCUGGAGGACAGGUAAAGGGAGGAUCAUCCAUUGAUUUUGACCCAAAUUUGGUCUCUCGCAUGGUCAUGGAGAGGGGAAUUAUAUUUGUUCUGAGGGUGGGACCUUUGAGUUAAGGUCAGAAACUUACAAGUAAAAAGGAAAACCUCUCCUGUUGGACUUUGUGACACACUUGUCAUGUUUAUCUGACAGAAUUCUGGUUGAUCUGCACAUUUUUACUCAAGUUUCUAUGGGUUCAUUAGAGACUAGUAGAUUGUUUUUUGGAUUUCAACUUUUGAUACAGAAGGGAAUGAACGAAGGGUGGUACAUCUCAUCAGUCGGACCUACACUGUACAGAGAUGGCUUAGAGACUGAUUUAGCUGUAGUCAUUGUUUCCUCUCUUUUUUUAUAUGCUGCCAAGAAAAUAUGCUGAUGUUGAAAUAUAACCACCAAAACCAAGGGAGAUUCUGCUUGGUCUUUUGUUACAUUUCUGAAUUAACCACACAGCUGUGAUAUGGAAUACAACAGCAGUGAGUAAAGUAUUCACCAAAUAUUUUUGUAAUCAAUCAAUCUAUUUGAUUAUAUAUAAAAGAAGUGGAAAUUCUUUAUAUCCAGCUUCAAAAAUGUGACUACUUUCUGGUUCCUUCACUUGUCUUUUACAUGAAACUGAAGAUUGCGUGAGGAUGUGUACGAGAAUGUCAUCUUGUGCUUUGGGAAACUUCAAUCAACACUGUCACUUUCUUACACUUUAUACACCUGACAAACUAACAGUGAAUUUAGGAAACCCACAGUUAAUCAGAGUAAAAUAAUUGUUGAAGGCAGCUUUAGUUUGAUAAGUAGGCUAUUCCUUAUCAGACUUACUUAUUUAUUUUGGAUGUAUGAUAUUAGAUACAUGCCUAUAUCUGACAUGCGUUUAUUUCAAAAUUAUUUUGAUUUAAAUACUGCUGUCGAUUACAAUAUAUAGAUAUAGUUCGGACCUUAAACUUCAGUCUUGCAAAUGCACUUUAAAGUUUAAGAAUUUAGAAGAAACACAUCACAGUCCUUAAAACAUUUUUCAAUUUAAAGUAGGGAACAAGAACCAAAAGAGACUUAAGCUGAUGCAGGUUUGAUGGUCCAGCCUAAAAUUCCGCCUACUUAAUUGUUCACAACACCUAUAUAUUUACAGAUGAUAUAUCAGUUGUGAAUACCUAAUAUCUGCUGUAAUGACGCCAUUAGUGUUAAUAGUCUCUUAAAAAGGGAUUAGUGCAGUGAAUAUGUCCCAAAUGAUUGUAGUAUCAAGACACCUGUACCUGGAAGGUCCAGUCACUGGUUAAUCAGUAUUCCUGGCUACCAUUACACCAUGAUGACAAAUAACACUCCAAGCAACUCAGAGAAAAGAAUAAGUCAGGGGAAGGAGUUACAAGCUUCAGCAGCUGAGUUGCGAGAGAGACUGCAUAAAACAACUGUUGCCCGGGUUCUCCAUCAGUCAAAGCUUUAU
Molecule: messenger RNA, 3538 nt
Organism: Cheilinus undulatus (humphead wrasse)
Lineage: Eukaryota; Metazoa; Chordata; Actinopteri; Labriformes; Labridae
Gene: ubxn7
Product: UBX domain protein 7
Exons: 11
Biological process (GO): proteasome-mediated ubiquitin-dependent protein catabolic process
Cellular component (GO): nucleus
Molecular function (GO): ubiquitin binding
Source: RefSeq, a predicted model, not a curated record